UGGGAACUGAAAUGGAGGAACUCGGAGGCCAAACACAAACAAAACGAAUCGUUCCAAAUCACGGCAGCUCAGCUGCUAAACGACAAUGAAGGCAAUUUCAGUUUACCGAAAUACUUUCGUUCUUAUUGCGACAUAAUUUCAAGGGGUGAAGACAUUGAGGAUUGCAUCAUUUGUACGAAUGUCGGUUUCAAUGAGAAAAAUUUGAAAAAGAAGAAAAUUGAGUUGGUACCUUUCAACAAUCAAGACAGAAUGUUUGCUUUUAGCCAACAUUGUCUUAAGCAUUACAAAAUUAAAGUGAAAUCAAAUCACAAAUUAUGCACUAUCUUGCAAGCAAUCAAAUUAAAUGACCCCAAUACAAAGAAACCAAGAAAUGUAACCAGUAAAGAAAUUGAAGCCUUUUUCGAAAAACUAGUUUUUGUGGCCAACGCGCCCAACGAAGUCGUUCUUGGUAGAAUACUAACCGACGAAGUGGGAAAGUAUUACAAUGUGAAGGAAGCUGACUUCCAGUCGGAUUUUAUCUUGAGGAACAUGCUGGACUGGUUCAAAAAGAAAGAAUCGAAUUUCAUGACGUCAAAAGAGGCAAUCGACUUGUUCCGUAAAGGCAAAGAGAAAAUGAAAUCGCUUCGAAGGACGUCCGUUUCCAUUCAUUAUCAGAGGCAGCUAAGACAAGCACUAGAAUUUAAUCGGGGUGCUAUUCACGAAAUGGCAGGUAAACUGAUGUCAUUUUUAAUCUCCUUUAAAAAGAUUGAGCACAUUUGGACUCGAUUACCGACUCGAACCGCAGUUAAAGUAAUCGAGGCACUAAAGGAACUCAGGGAAAACAUUCCCAAUAAGAACACCGAUGCCGUUGCACCGCACGAGGUAUAUUUCCAUCGAAAGGACAGCUACUUAAUGACGCCAUUCGCUGAGAAGGAAGACCACAAAAAAUUCAAAACGUUACUCAAAGCGUCGGAACUUUCUCACAAUCUGCUCAUAUUUGUUUGCGAUAAUGAACCCUUGAUGGAAAAUCAAGUUUACUAUGAGAAACUGGUUAAAAAUUCAGAGAAUAAAAAAGUGAUUUUCAUUAGUCAAGGAGAUGCUGUCGAGGAAACCAAAGAAGAUUUGACAUUCGCCGAUUUGAGCGCUAAAUUCAAAAAGGCUCUUCUUUCCAAGAAAGUAUUAUUUCAAGGAACAUGUCAAACAGUGGAAAAUCUAAUUACAAGAAGCUUUCAAACUGCAGACGACUUCAUUGAAAGUGGUGCUUCAGAAAUAAUGAAUUCGAAUGCUAUAGAGGAGUUAAUCAAAAAAGAAAGGCUCGAAAUUGCUUCCUUCACUUCAUCUCGAUUCGAAAAAUCCCUUUACAUCAAGAGACAAUUGACGUCUGCCUUUCCAUUCGACAAAAGUUUUUGGAGUGAAGUAGCUAAGGAGCUAGGAUAUUCCACAGAAUUGCUCGAAAGUAAGUGCCGAAUAAGUUUGCAAGGGGAAAUCGAGUGGUUUGUCAUCGGCGAAGAAAAAACCAAUAUCUGGGAAAAGAUAAACAUUAUUUUAGACAAGAAUAAAGCCGUUCAACCAUCUAAAAUCGUAGCCGAAGAUGACCUAGUGAAUAACAAAAAUCACAAAGAGGAAAAGCCCGAUGUCGUUAUAAUAUCUGGUGUCGCAGGAUCGGGAAAAUCUAGCAUUCUCUCGCACUACUAUGAGGUGAUUAAAGAGACCAACCCAGAGCAUUGGGUGAUCGUGAUAAGUCUAACGGAUCAUUCAGCAGCAUUUUCAAAGCUGAAAUCGACUGAAGUUAACAAAACAAGCGUCAGCGAUUUUCUCUCAAAUUUAGCUAUUGUUGAUCAAAGCCCUUUCGCUUGUUCGCUACUAAAGCAUCGUCUGGAGACCGGUGACCGGAUGGUAAUUAUGUUGGAUGGCUUCGACGAGAGUCAUCACCAGGAAACUGUAAUCGAGAUGAUUAAAAUCUUUAAAAAGAUGCAACUAAACGGACUGUUCGUGACUACUCGAUCUCACAUGACGAGUCAAAUUCAAUUUGAAUUGUCCCAGUUGAGUUAUAGCCUAAGCAACUUCAGUAAACGAGACCAAAUUGAAUAUCUAACCUCUGUGUGGCAACGUGAUUUCAAGAGUAACGUCGAAAAGGAUCUUCGGAAUUUUGCCACAUCGCUUGUCGAUCGAGUGUCAAAAACUCUAAGAGACGAAGAAAGGGCCUUCAUCGGCAUUCCACUGCAGUGCCGAAUCCUGGCCGAAUGCUUCCAGUCUGAGCUUCUAAAGUCCUUUCAACAAGACAACACAUUUGGUUCUUUUCGCAAAACAAUUCAAAAUCUAAAUUUGAGCCUGGCUAGCCUGUACCGAUUGCUUAUGGAAAAGAAACACGACAUUUAUCGACAAGAGAAAAAGGCUCAAUCUUGCGCUAGUGAUCUCGCCAGUUCUCACGCUAAAGAAGACAUUGAUCAUUUGGAACCUUUCCUGAGAAAACUGGCUAUAGAAACGAUUGUUUCGUUUAAGGAACACGUUGACGCUUUACUGGGGAAGAAAAGAACCAUGAAACCCAAAGACACACUCGACAAGAAAAAAGAAAGAAUGGUCGAUCAUUGCUCUCGCUUUGGCUUAUUGGAUAGAGACGCAAAGGGCAAGGUGCGAUUCCUGCACCGAACUUACGCAGAGUACCUGAUGGCCGAAUAUCUUUACACUGGGUUUCUUCUCGAUGAUGAAAAGCGCAAUCACCUGCUGGAAUACAAAUCGGCUCGAAAGUUAAUCAUCGGCAAAAUUUUGGUGAAAAAUCAGUACGAUGGUGUUCAAAUCUUUUUAGAUUCCAUGUUGAAAGAAAUGGUUGAUGACAAUAAAGAGUGGCGCGAUGGAAUCAUUCAGCGUAAACUACCGGACGGAUUGCAUAAAGUAGCCAAAGUCUUUUUUACUCGAGUCGUUCACUUGAAAAUAAAAGAAAACCCUCUUGAGCUUUCAGUUGCGAAUAAAAGAGAAAAGAUAUUUAAAUUCCUGUGCGAUUGUCUCGACGCAACGUUUGAUAAACCACAAGUUCUGCGGGCUAUACGAGCUUCUUUUACAACUCGUUAUUUUCAAUAUUAUUAUUAUUCAUUCAAAAACUUUUGUCAUCUAAACAGUGAGGUGUUUCAAAGAUAUAUUGAUUAUUUCGACGAUGUACCGAUCACACAAAACGUUAUUUUGUCGCCCAAAGAGAAAAAUCAUGUACACACAGUGAUGAAAGGAUUGUUCCGUUACCAUUACGAAUUUCCUCUGUUUGGCUUGAAAUUUUCUUUUUGGAACGGAGAGGAACAACAAAAAAUGGUGCAUCCUUUGCUUCAAUUCAUGGACAAUCACCGACAAGUUUUAAAUGAAAUCAUUCCAAAGGCGGAAUAUCCACUAGGAACCAUGUUGGCAAUGUUGAUAUUUAACAAAAACUACGACAGUCAAUUGGAAUUAUUAGUUAAUCUCUUAGCGAAAUCAGAUUUGUAUUCCGACGAUUUCACCUUCGCCAAUUUCAUGAAGAACGUUUUCCUCUCUGUUAAACGAAAGUAUCGGAUGGGCUUAGAUAACCGACUUAAAAAGACACUGGCCAUCUUCAAGAAACUUGAUGGACGUCACGAACUUCUGAACCAAAUUUCUAUUCUGAUCCUCAAAACUGAACCUAACGCUUUUAAAAUGAUUUAUCAGCCCUGUCAAUUGCUGGAGGACGAACCGGAAGGACUGCCGACGGAUUUUCACUUGCGACUGGAACGAGAUUCAUUUUGCUUCUCAUGUUUUCACAGAGCGGAUAUCCACGGCGGUGGGGAACAGACGGAUUUUGUAGACAAAUUAUUAACAGUUGACUGGACACCAGGUCCGGAAGCGAAUCAAAUUGCAACCGAGUGUGUCAAUUAUUACGAUUUUACACCGUUCUACGUAGCUGCCACUUGGGGCCACGAAAAGAUUUGUUGCAACUUACUGGCCUUUUUAAAAAGACAUCUUCCUGGUGACACUUUUAAAAAAGGUUUGACUGACAUUAACGGAUUCGUCCAUCGUCCUCUAUCAGACGCGAUUGCAUACGAAAACACGGAAAUGUACAUUUUCAUACUGAAGAUUGUCAAGAAAACCUUGGGACAAGAAGACCUAAUUACAUUACUUCAAUCAACGGUUCAGGAAAAAUUUUCAACUAAAAAUAAAGCUUGGACAAACGACUGGACUAAUACUUCAAUGUUUACUGUCGGAUACCAAUAUAAGAUGUUUCAAACUAUAGCCGAUAUAGUCCUCGAUAGCGAUAUCAAAACCGGCAAAACAAAUUUAUACGAGGAUUUGAACGAUUUGAUAUUUGACAGCGGCUGCUACGGCGAAGUGUAUGCAUUGAAAGAUGUCAAUGUUACAACUCUCCAGGGAUUAAUGUCAUUUAAGGGUUCUGAUGAUUGGACGAAACGUCUUCUUAAUUUAGGUGUCUACCAAGGAUUUACUUUGCUAGUUGAUUCUUGCGUUACAUUUUUCAGUCAAGAUCAGCUCUUGCAGUUUGUCAACACCGUAACUUCGAAAGGCGAUAGAAAAUGUAGUUAUUGGGGUUCUGUAGGCUUGGCUGCUAACGUUGGGAACAAGAAGAUUGGGAUUGGAGAUCUAAGGAUUUUGAAGUUCUUGAAAUUUAUUUCGAAAAAACUCGGCGAAACAAUUCUAAUGAAACUUGUGCUACACGACGAAGGGGACGAAAAUUCCUUCGGCAGCUACAUUCUUUCACAAUCACUAGUCAACAUUCUGUCAAAUAAUUUAUCAAAGAAAGGCAAAGAGAAAGUGAGACAUCAUUUCAGAACAAAGGUGCCUCUUAUGAUUGAGGAACUCUUUUUCAAUCCCGAUUCUGAGCACUACUGGAAAAUUUGUAUACCUUACAGUUGGAUAAGCAUGACGCAACUUUAUUUAGAUUACGCAAACGAAGACCAACUCAAGAAAUUUGUCAAUUUCAUCACUCUUUGUGUUAAAAAUGUUUAUGAUAACCAACAAAGUAUUUGGAGCUACAUAUUCUUGGACAGCGUAGCGGAAAGUAACGAAAUCUUGAAACGCGUGUACGAAAAACCUUCGACGUUCGGUCAAAACGCCGUGAAAACGCUGUUGCAUCACGAAUUGAACAACUUUCCCGUUAUACUUCAUGCUGCAUUAAAGAGUGAUUUCAAUGACCGAAUAGUCGGACUGCCAAAUCAGAUCCAAGACGAAAUUCAAACGUAUGUUACGAAACACACACCUCAAUUGAUUGAAGAAUGCUUUCGCAAUCCGAUAACGCAACCGGGAAUCUCCUGGCAACAUUUCAAUCUGCACAAAUUCAUAUGCAUUUUCAACUAUUGCAAUUCCAAUCAACUUGAAGAGUUCAUAGCAAAAUUCACAUGUUUGAGAGAUGAAACUUCCAGCAUUUGGGGCAAGAUAUUUGCUGAUUCCUACGUAACCGAAAACAGCAUUCAGACCAUGCACAAGUUCUUGAAAUGCGUAUCAGAGAAACUCGGCCAAAAUGAAGUGAUGAGGCUGGUACUUCACGAUGACGGGGAUGGUGCCAUCAUCUGUUCUAAAGCACUACAGGAUCAAGAAAGUUUGAUAGAAGCGAUGCUUUCUUAUUUGGACACCAAAAAUAAGAAAAAGGUUCAACGUAAAAUCGAUGGUUAUUUAGCCGAAAAACUCAAGGAUACGGGCGCUACAGAAAGAAUACAAGAUAAAAUAACGUUAUAA
Daphnia pulicaria is the source of this 5661-nucleotide messenger RNA. RefSeq lists its product as uncharacterized. The record is from RefSeq and is a predicted model, not a curated record. NCBI's taxonomy places the organism in Eukaryota, Metazoa, Arthropoda, Branchiopoda, Diplostraca, Daphniidae. The coding region runs from base 250 to 5661 and encodes 1803 amino acids. The transcript has 2 exons.